This is a messenger RNA of Dinoponera quadriceps, 8810 nucleotides long. RefSeq lists its product as uncharacterized. The record is from RefSeq and is a predicted model, not a curated record. Lineage: Eukaryota; Metazoa; Arthropoda; Insecta; Hymenoptera; Formicidae.
AUGUGCUGCGUCCUUCAGGGUGCCGAGAGAGUGUUCCCCUCCGCGAACGGUGGGAAACACGGGGCAGGCGCGGGGGGCAGUAAGGGCGCCGGCACCCCUGUUGGCGCCCACGACCUGCCCCUCGAAUCGCUCUGGGCGGCCGGCCUCGACGAGGGGAUGGGAUUCCCGCAGAGAUGUUCAUACGCGAACCAACACACCACCCUCGCAACCUCCUCUGCCAGUAGCCACGCGUCCGCGAAUCCCGAAGACCUCUGGAGAGAGAGGAACCUCACUCAUAGUACCAAUCGAAACGCGAGAUCCUCCACUCGAACGCCACAGAAAAGCUCGUUCAGAACGACCUCGGGGAUCGAUUCCUCGAUCACGGACGAGAUAUGGACGUCAGCGAACGAGCGGCGGUUCUGCCGCACCUCGACAACUUCGACCGGCAUCGGCUCGUCCCUAAACCUGCACGAGAACAAUCGCUCGCUGGAGUCUCGCGAUGGCGAUUUCUACUGCACCGACAUCGAGGACUCCAAGGACACCUACCGCAGAUUCUACCCGACCACUCCGACGACCUCCGGCCUCGGCUCGUCCUCGGACCGGCAGUCCGUGGAGACACAGUGCGGCUCCAGGGAUCUGCCGGAUCACCUGUGGGCGGCCGCGAUGGAGGACGGAUUUUCGCGCUUCAACGCGAUGAAGUCGCUGCAGACGAUCACACGACAACCUCGACCGAAUCACGACUGGGUGAAGACCGAGCGGAUCUCGAGGUUCACCAAGCACCGCACCAUCAGCCAGUCGCCGCAACGCGAACAGGAGAUCUGGACGUCUAAGCUGAACGAGUCCAGCUACGCCACGCAGAGGAAUCCGCACAAGUGCCACCAUCAGGCCAGAAGGAGCUUCUCCACGUCGAUCGUCGCGGACCUCGCGGUCACGCCUGACGGGUCGCAGCAGAGCCUCGGCAGCGGCGAGUUCCUGGAGUUGGAGAGGAGUUACACCCUCUCAACCCCCGGGGGCAGCAGCCCCGUUUGCUGUCCGCCUUGUAGCCCACCGCCCGCGCCGGCCGCAUACAUAUCGAGCGCACGCGCCUCCUCGCGUAGACUCGGCGCCGGAAGUGGUCCCGGCGGACCCACAUCCCCGGAAAGGGAUCCCCUGGGAAGACUGUUAAGAUUCCUGAAGACCUUCUACAGGGAACUGGGCACCCGCGACCCACCCCACCUACCGCCAUGGACGUCCCCGCUUCCGCUCGGCACUCUCUGCCCGGCGCACUUUCAACCACACCUGCAGCUGGUGCACAAGAGCGAGCAGGAGCACCGUCUCGAGAACAUCAAGCCCGACCAAAUCUUCGCCCCUGUCAGGCUGAGCGACGGUACCGUGUCGGAAGCGCCGCGACGUGUCGCCGUCGAAGGUGGCCCAGGAAGCGGCCGCACCACACUCUGUCUGCGACUACUUCACCAGUGGGCGACUCAAAGCGACGGUCCCGCUCUGGCGUUCAUUGUUCCCCUGCGCGAGCUCCGCGGCAGCCCCGUGCUCACUUACCUGGCGCGAGAGCUCUUCCCGAGAACGGCCGCGCUGGGCGAUGCGGUCUCGCAGGUGUGGCGCACCUUGCAUCUCAUGGAGGACCGCGUGCUCUUCGUCUUGGACGGCUACGACGAGUGCGUGGGCGGCAGGGCGUCGCUCGGCGACGCGGCCGAUCUCCUGGAGGGUCGACUGUUCCCGGACGCUAGGAUCCUGGUCACAUGCUCACCCAACAACUCCGUCGCGCUCUCGCCGCUGGUGCAGCGUAGGGUCCAUUUGGCCGGCCUCGAGUGGCAGCACGUGGAACGGCUCUGUGUGGCCUAUUUCAUUCACAACGACAUCGCCGAGAAAGCCUGCGAGUUCCUCGAGGAGCUAAACGUGCAGCCGCAAUCCGUCAGGCAGCUCGGUCAGCAUCCGCUCGGUUGGAUCAUGCUCUGCUGCUUGUAUCAGGAUUCCGGUAGUCUGCCGACCGAGACAAGCGCCCUCGUGCAGGCUGCGGUGAAAUGCAUCGUGAAGAGGAGCCUAGAGCCGCCGAUACCGUACAACGAAGAGAUCCCGGGCCACUGCAGAAAACGUCUCGAGGACUUCGGCAAGGUGUCCCUGGCCGCGCUCAGGGAGGGUAGAUGCUGUUACACCGAGGCGGAGCUGAGGGCGCGCGGCGGCGGCAUCGAGGUCACCCGACUCGGUCUCCUCACGCGAGGUUUAACCUUCGGCCAGAGACGCAAGCCGGACCUCUACACACCCAUCCACAUGGCAGUGGCGGAGUUCUUGGCGGCGUAUUAUCUCACCUCAGUCGCGCAAUACGCCAACAUCCUCCGCCGCGAGCUGGAGGGCCUGCCGUCCGGCAUCAUCGGCCACCUGGCCGGCUUGCUGGGCCCCAAGACCCACCUGAUACUGAACCAACUGUGCCCGCUGGAAGUGCCACCCAGAGCUGUGUUCUCGUUGCUGAAGGCGGCCGGCGCGUCCGACGGCAACAUCUCCGCGGUCUGCCGGCUGGUCGGCGCCGGGCCCGGCUUUGGGCCCGCGCCAAGUGAGAGGCCGCCGGCACCCUUGGUACAUACAUCGCCGCUCGAGCUGGAGGGCUGGGCGAGGAUCUUGGAAAGCUCCGCUUGCACAUUGGAGGCCCUCGAGGUAGUGUUCCAAGUGGAGAGGGGAUCCGAUCCGCGUUACCUCGACGACUUCUUCGACGCGCUCGCUAGUAACGAGAGCGUCAAACUCGUCAGGAUCACGUCCCUCUUGGGACAAGAGUUUCCGGCGGACGAGGCGCAGCGAUUGGCCGGACACCUGAAGAGCGUGCUCGGCAAGAAGAAGCUCAACGACUUUGAGCUUGUCAUCACUUGCCUGGAGGAAGCGGCCCAUGACAGACUGGAAUGCGUGGUGAACGCCCUUUGUCGCGGCCUCGCUCACGCCUCCGGCAGCCUGUCGCGUCUGGUGCUCGACAUGAAUCUGUCCGGCGAGCAAGUAUCCCGAGUCUGCGAGGCACUUCGCGGCUGCAUUCAAGUGCAGGCGCUGCACUUGCCCCAUUUAGGCUGCGGGUGCGAGGGCCUCGCCUCGGUCGCUGAGUUGCUGAAGGAGCGGCCGCUGUUGGCUCUCAAUCUGGCUGGCAGUUGGGGCGCCAAAAACGAGGAUCCGUCCAGCUCUGGCAUCAGUAUGGGUUCAGGUUCUGGUUCGGGCAGCAGUGGCUGCGCCUCCAGCACCCUCGGCACCUUACCGCUGAACCGUUGCUACUCGUCCUUGCCGAGGGGUGCUUUGGCCGCUUAUGGCAGCCUCACACGACCUGCCACCUUGCCACGUCUUCCACUGGGACUGGGCUUAGGUCCAGCGCCCGGCACCGGCAAUGGGCCGCUGCCGCAGAAUGAACGGGAUCGCGACAGCAACGGCAGCAGUAAGAGGAAUAGCGACAGCGUGCUGUGUCACCGACUACCCCUGCUGCAUCCCUUGCCGACCUGCGACGUCACCAGCCACCAGGGUACCGGCUUCCACGAGAUAUUCAACGCCAUCAGAGAGCCAAACUGCAAACUGAGGUCUCUGAACGUGUCCAAGUGCCUCCUGGGCGGCUUGGACGCCGGCUGUUUAGGCGAGACCAUCAGGAGAGCCCGCAAUUUGGACGCGUUGAGGGCCGCCGGAGCGUCGAGACCGGCCGACGUGAUGCCUCUCGUGCUGGCUUUGACAGAAGCGCCGUGUCUCCAGCUGCUGGACCUGUCUAGUCCUCGACUGGCCCUGGACGAUCACCUCUCGAGGCUACUGUGCCACGCUCUCGCCAGGAACACGACCCUCAAGCUGCUCAGUCUGGAGGGAUGGACCUUCCGAAUAGAAGAAUCCGACAGUCUGACGGUGUUCUCGGAGCUGCUGAGAUACACGAGCGUGCGUGAGCUGAGCUUGUGCAAUGCGCGCUUGCAUCUGGCGGUGCACGAGGGUCCUCUGUCGAGAUUAGGACGUCGCGACGACGCCGGCGCCGAGUUGCUCCGAGCCGCACCGCCGUCGGUUUGCCCGGCGAUCGUCUUUCUGAGACUAGCUGGAUUUCAGGUGACAGUGAACGAUCGCCUGGCGCUGCGCGGGCCGCUGCUGCUGCCGUUCUUGGCCGGCUUCACGUCGUUGAGCGAGCUCGACCUGUCGCUGGACAAGUCGACGAUCGGCGGCAGCAGUGGCUCCUUGCUCUUCAUCGACGACAAAAUCCUGCAACAGUUCUUCUGCUGCCUGGCGGCGCACUUCCGCAGCCUGCAGUCGCUGCGGAUCAACUUCUGGCGGGUGACCCUGGAGGACAGCGACAGGACAAUGCGGCAGAUCGCCAAGUACCUGAAGCUCUGCGGCCUGAGCUUCCUGCGGGCGAACGGCCUGAUCGUCACCGACAGCGCCAAGAGGGUGCAGAUGGAGCACGUGUUCGUGCAGACGAUCCUCACGCACCUGCAGUGCCUGACCUGGUUAUGCCUGGACGGGGUCGAGCUCACGGAGGCGCAAGCCACCAGCGUCGGCAAAUGCGUGCGUGACCGUUAUCCCGGCACUAGUCUGGAGAUUAGCGCCAAGGACGUGCACGUGAGAUCGGUGAAGGCUCUGGUGACCGCGGCCGAGGAGGGUGGCCGGACUGAAGUGGUGUACACCGGAGGUUCCAACUGUCGCCUGAAAAUUACGAAGGUGCAGAAGGGCGGCCGGGGCAAGAAGAAAUGAAAGGCCUGUGAACAGUGUACCGGAGGAAAUAUCCUGGCAUAGUUCUCGCCGAGAGGCGGUCGAUCGGAGAUAGAGAGGAGAAAGAGAGGAGGUAUUGAUCUCUUCGCGGAGGAUCCACCGUGUGCGAAGCUGGAGGGAGAGAGCGAACGUGAGAAGAAUGAGGAUCAGAUGAUCCUAUGGAUGAUCGAAGGGAAGGAUGUACCGUUAGCCCUCGAGCAAAAUCCUCGGAAAUCAGGACAGAAUUCUACACGGAGAGAAUAUUAUAGCUUGUGUAUAAAAAAAUUUCUCAGAUAAAUUCUAUCUUCGUAUAAAAAUUAUCUUCAUACCCACAAUUAUAAAUAUAAUUUUAAUAUAUGUAUAUAUACGAAUUCUUUGAAAUUUUAUCGUGUUUUCUGUUGAUUGACGCAGGAAUGUCGAUAAAGAAACUCUAUCUCGCUGAGGAACAUCUCUAUUGACAAUCCGGCCGCCGAAACGUGACAAAUUAUAACAUACAAUUUUUUCACUACUACUAAGAAAUUCCAAAAGAAGCAAAUAUGGCUUCGAGAAAUUUAACAAAAAAGAUUAGUCGGUACUUGGCCUGUAAGAGGCAUAAGAAAUCGGCCGAUGUAAGAUCGUUGGAUUGAAUGCAGUAGAUUUUUUAAAUAGUAAACUUCAAUUCUUAAAGUGUAAAUGUAUGAAAUGAAGGGAUGAUAAAUUAAGGCAGAAUGUUACUGUAGAGUAACCUUCGCUAUAAAAUUCUCUCCGUUUAGUACGGCACGGCGAUGUAGUGUAGAUUCUGCUAAGAGGUCCACGAAUCGGAGUCGUAUAUCGGAGCGAGCGUCGACGUCGAUUAUCGGCGGCCGUGCGCGAGAUAAGCGAGGACGACGAGAAAGACGAAGUAGGAGAGGACGAAGAAGAGAAAAAGAAAGAAAGGAGCGCGUUAACUUUGUGGAUUUUCGUCUUACUGUGAUUUCGUUUCCUGCGCGUCGGCGCGCUCACCUACGAUUUAAGCUCUGUAGAUUAUAGCGAUUGUUAGCUCUCGAGAAAACGAGUCGACGAGGUGCGCGACGUGCUUUCGCUCAUCCGACGCCUGUAAGGGGAUCGCAACGCCGACGACGUUGAAACGAGCGUUCGGUUAAUUUCCGGCGGAUGAUUACCUUCGACAUUCUGAUUCAAGUAGGAUAUUCUCUCUUUGAUAUCGGAUCUUUUGUUGUAAAUUGGGAUAUUUUUUUAGGAAAACCUUCUACGUGGUUUUAAGUAUCGUUUCGUAACGUUAAUUUCGCUACAAUAUUUUAUAACUAAAAAACUUUUUUUCACUAUAUAUUUCGUUGUAAUUCUUUGAAGAUAAUGUGUUAUUGGUUAACAUGUUGACUUCAUUUAGCUUCAGUUAAACACAUAAUUAUCUUCUUUACGAAAAAAAGUUAGCAGAGUUUAACCAAAUACAUUUUUGUAUAGUGAAUUUUUCUAUCCUUGGGAAAGAAAGCGAAAAUAUCCGCACGAAAAUUGGAAAAAACAACGGAUUUUCCUUCGACAUAACAUUUUAUUACAGGAAUGUAAAUAAAAUGAUUACUCUGAACGGGAGCGCAGAAGCAUUUGCUUGAACGUCCUUAGUUUUACGCGAAUAACGUUGCUUUUGGACGAGUUUGCUAAAAAAUGUGAUCAUUAUUAGGAUAUUGACAAUUCGACUCAAACGUGUACAAUUUACUUAAUUUUCUUCGUGUCUUUCUACGUAUUCUUACGCCGUGUGAGCAAGUUCUUUCUCAAGUACAAGAAAACGAUUCGAUGUAUGUUUUUUUUUUUCGUGAAAAAUAUUUGCUUUCGACAAAUGUUUGUUUUACAACUCACUCAGAUGUUGUCGUUGUAAUAAUGUCAGAAUGAGUCGACCCCGUUGGAUGAACGAAGAUCGUAGCGAGGCGUCCGGUGCCGCGGAAGAGUCUCCUCGAAAUUAUUCAGACGGCGGGGAAAAGAGAAGGAAAAAGAGAAGGAAGCAUGAGGAGGGAGGAAAAACGGAAAUACUUAUUAAGUGAUCGAGACGAGGAUAGUUAACGACGGAGGGAGGGGAAAAAGAGGCUGUUGCGAUUACAUAAGUAACGUUCGUUGUUGUUAGAUGGAGUGUAAGAUACGACUCAGAGUAAUAUAUUAUUAGCGAUAGAAAUCAUGAUCACACUAUUAUUAAAUGUUACGACCGACCGGAUCGAUCGGCGAAAUGCGGACCGAAAUGGUGGCUUUACCAGGUGGCGCGUUGUUGGGGACUUGGAGAAAUUUUAUAGAGUAAAUUUUAAACGAUCUAGACGCACACACACAUACACACACACACAUGUGUACACACAUAUAAAUGCUACAUACGCGCGUAUGUAUUACGUUUCGCGGCGAUGGCGUGGAGGAAAGAAAGUGGAAAAAUACUCGAAUAAUUCUACAAUAAGGAGUGUGUGAGAAACGGCUAUUAUUAUUGUAUAAAGUAAUUAAUUCUGUAAUUAUAAGACAACUGCCAAAAUCCUAGUACUACUGUCGAAGACUCGUGCCGCGCGUUCAGCGCGAUCGUCCGGCUGUCUUUCGUCUAAUAACGACAAAACAAGAGAAAGAUCGUUUCCGAUAUCAUCGCACGAACGAAUCUCGCCGAAUGCACGCUGGACGGAUACCGUUUGUCGACGUUAAUGCGGCCUUCUUCGUCUCCCCGAUCGAAUCCGACCGUAUUUUACACGAGAAAAACGACGCAGCGUGAUCGAUCGAUUGUAAUCAAUUGCACCAACGAUAACUGCCAUUCAACUGGAACCACACCAAUGAAAAUAAUAAAGAUGGGAUCAGCCGAUCAGCGAAGUGCGGGGAAGUCUUUGUUUGAAUUACGCAAGGCGACCGGUCGUCUGUAACGAAACAUCUGUAGAAAGAUGAACGGGGUAAAAUAAGAACAAGGGGAAGUAAAGGACUUUACGAAAUCCUUGCUGGAGAUCGAAAUAUUCUUGGAAAAUUCUUUCACAGUUCGUUUUGUCAAUUUUGUUAAAAAUCUCAUCAUUACUUUUACUCACAAUAUUUUGUUACACGUAAGUCUCGAAAAUACCCCGAUUUUAAAGUAAUAUCUUCCUUAAGAAGAGAUCUCGAAAUUUUCACGAUUCAACGUUGGUCAAUAAACUCCAAUUUGCGUCCAUUGAUAUGAAAGCCUGCGAAUGCAAUCGCGUUUAAUCAUGAUGGAUACUAUAUUUCCCGAACAUUUUCGACACACAACGCUGUCGCAGACGUCAAUUUUUCACUGUCGAUUCGCGAUACCCCAUUUAUUUAGCGCCUGCCGGAAAAUUCGUCGAGCUAGGUGAUUGAUCGAAAACCAUCAUAAUACGUGAGAAACUGCCCGGUAAUUUACACAUUCAAACUUUGAUUUCAAGUGUGUGCGAACAUUUUCUCUCAACAUAUAUUAAUAAAGAUUUCAAAAAUAAUUCUGGUUAAUAUAUCUUUUUAUAAAUAAUUUACAAAAAAAUAUUUAUGUAUCAUUUUUGAUAGAUCAGAACUUGAAUAAUAAUUUUAAAAACAUUGAAGUGUUAUUAAAACGACGAGGUCCAUACAACGUUAAAAACAUAUUACGCUAUUAACUAAUUAACGUUGCAAUGGCGAUUUACCUAUGACUUUUUGCUCACUGGGAGUUUAUUACGGGGAAACUUUGGUGAAACUCGCGGAUUCGUCACUUCGGCCUAUAUUUUGUACUUUGUUCGAUCACCGACUGACGCUUUUAUUAUUUAGAAAAGCGCUCACCGGAGAAAGUCCUCCGCUGUGUGUGUUCGUUUCGCAGUGCUCUCUCGGGCAUUGUUACCAGCAUCGGCACUCUUCAUUGUCCGAUUAGAUGCGUAAGUGCUCGAACGACGAAUUUUCUCAUUUUUGAUAGUUUACUAUGUACAUAAGAAGUCUCGAUUAUAUCGCGCGUGCGGAGGAACAAGACCGGCGCGCGGUCUGUUACAUUUGUGAGCUCACUUUUUGAGGAAACCGACACUCGGCAAGACUGAAGCUGAUGUUACACACAACCAACAUGCGAAUCACACACACAUGUAUACAUGCGCAAAUUCACACACGACAACCGUGGCGAGAUGAGCGCCCGCGAGAAAUCCACGUGCGGAAUCCAUUUUAUUAUAAAUAUUUAUGUAUUUAUAUGUGUACACAUAUCCUCCAAAUAAAUGUAAUAUGUGUUUGAA